Messenger RNA from Salvia hispanica, 608 nucleotides. RefSeq lists its product as uncharacterized. The record is from RefSeq and is a predicted model, not a curated record. Lineage: Eukaryota; Viridiplantae; Streptophyta; Magnoliopsida; Lamiales; Lamiaceae. Gene Ontology annotation, cellular component: GINS complex. Gene Ontology annotation, biological process: mitotic DNA replication initiation.
GUUGUGAUUACAUUUCUUAGCUUCUUGCAGAUACAGAUCGGUGUGUUAAUCAGCUUCCAAAGGUGGAUUUCGUAUGCCCAAUUAUUAGCUGAAGAAGAGCUCGUCCCAACCGUGUUCCAACACGCUGCAAAUGGGGUUGGGCUCUUUGAUUCAAGCGACGAUGCGGAUAAGGUGGAAGCUGGUUCGAGAGCCGAGCCGCCGUUCUGGCUGGUUCGUGAAUUGUAUUUGAGACAGCUUAUAUUUAUAAGGGUUCCUCCUUGUUUUGAUAGAGAAACCAGAUAUAGGGACGUGUUGGUUAAGGCUCAUACGUUGACACUUACAAUGACCCCCAAAUACUUGACACUUUUAACUAAUGAAGAAACAAAAUUGUAUGAAGCCGGUCAAUCCUCGAUAGCUGCAUUCAAGAAAUGGCGGAUGGGUGGACCGAGAUUUCAAGCAGCUCCUGUACUUGGGAGGAAAAGAAAGCCAACUUAGAUGGAAUUCACAUUCUCUCUUAUCCAUCCCAGGUCUCCAGCCAAUAUGAGUUUGAUUUUGAUACUUGAAUGUCAAUUCCAGCCAAAUAUUGUGUCAUGUAGAGUUUCAAAUGAGGUUCGAUUUUACUGAUUCAA